AUGUCUUGCUCACCUGAAGAUAUUGAAAAAAAGCGUCUGCAGGCGAUCGAAAGACGUAAUGCUCGUCAAAAAGAACAACAAUCAUUAAAUCCUGGUCAAGAAGAUCAAAAUUUGAAAAGAACAAUGCCAGCAAAACAAUUAAAUGUCAGUUCUAGCAGUGAAUUGUCAUCACCAGGCCCUUCAACCUCGUCAGCGUCACCUUCAUCGUCUUUGUCCCCUACGUCACCUAGGUGUUCAUUUUUUCACGAGCAGUAUCAAGUCAAAGGAUCAAUAUCCAUGAUAAGUAACACGAGAUUUGAGGUUAAUAUUAAUUACCACCAGGGAUUUAUUGACUUUUGCCAUAAAUUUGACACCCGUUAUUACGAUCCUCUGAAAAAAUUGUGGAGUUUUGACGUCAAAGAGUACGACAAAUUCAUGCAAGAGUUGAGAUCAGUACCCCGAGUACUGAUUAUUGGUCUCCCCAGGUAUGUCUACAGGAUUUUUGUUGCUAAAUCAACUGAUAAAUCUUCUGAAAAUCAAGAAAUUGAUUUCUCGGGGAUCGACCCCAAGCUGAGAAGACAACUUAUGCCUUUUCAAAGAGAAGGUAUUUAUUUCGCAAUAACAAGAAACGGUCGUUGUAUGAUCGCUGAUGAUAUGGGUCUAGGAAAAACCCUCCAAGCUCUUGCUAUCGCUAAUUACUACCAAGCUGACUGGCCAUUGCUCAUCGUCUCACCUGCAUCAUUAACACACAUGUGGCUUGAUAACAUUACAAAGUUCCUUCCUUCAGUAGAAGCUGAAGAUAUCUAUCUGUUCUCUGGCAGCAAAGGUUACUUUGAAGAAGAAAAAAUUAUCAUUGUUUCCUACGACUUGCUUGUUAAAUGCAAGAAAGUAUUUGUUAGAAAACAAUUCAAGACUUUAAUACUGGAUGAGUCACAUUUUUUGAAGAAUUACAAUUCAGAGCGAAUUAAAGCUGUUGAAGUUGUCGCUAAAGAAACUCGACAUAUUGUUCUAUUGAGUGGUACGCCCGCAUUGUCGAGACCUUAUGAAUUAUACGCACAAAUUCGUCUCAUUGAACCGACUUUUUUCAAACGACAUAAUUAUGGUCUCCGUUACUGCGCUGGUAAAGAAAAACAAGUGAGAAGAAAUGUACGCGUUUGGAAUUACAGCGGAGUAUCUAAUCCAGUUGAACUCCAAUUAUUAUUAAGUAAAGUCUGCGUUAUCAGACGAAUGAAAGAUGAAGUAUUAGACCAAUUACCUUCAAAAAUAAGACAAUUUGUUAUACUGGACCCAAAUUUAGUGAAUACAUCAAGCGAGGCACUGAUGACACUAAGAGAUCGCAAACAAAAUGCGAAUCAAUUGAUGCAAUUGUUCACCGACUCUGGACCGCAAAAAUUAAAAGCUGUGUGUAACUACGUCUCUGAUUUAUUGGAGAAGAAACGAAAAUUUAUUAUUUUCGCGCAUCACAAGCAAAUCCUGGAUGGGAUCUGCGAGGUAAUCGAGAAAAAAGGCGUUCAGUAUGUACGGAUCGAUGGGCAGACAGACAAAAAACAGAGACAGCAGCGGGUUGAUUUGUUCCAAGAGUCUGAGGACAUAAUGGUGGCGGUUCUAUCGAUUGUUUCGUCUAACUCGGGAUUUAGUUUGACUCGGGCUAGUCUCUGUGUCUUUGCAGAGCUAUACUGGAACCCAGGCAGCCUUGUUCAGGCCGAAGAUCGAGUUUAUCGAAUUGGUCAACGCAGUCCCGUGGUUAUUCAAUAUCUCAUCGCUAAUGGGACUGUUGAUGACCACUUGCUGCAAUUAAUUGAGUCCAAAAAUGACUUUUUGGUCAAAGCAGGCUUUAAUCAAAAUUUUGCGUUGAGUUCAGCGGAAAUUCUUACGCAAAAUGAUAAUUAA
Cotesia congregata is the source of this 1869-nucleotide messenger RNA. The record is from the annotation of a GenBank genome assembly. NCBI's taxonomy places the organism in Eukaryota, Metazoa, Arthropoda, Insecta, Hymenoptera, Braconidae.